AAACGUGUACGAGGACCUGUGGGAAGAUACAGUGUCUCUGUGCAGCGCAUAAGUCUUCACCUCAAGGUUUGUCCCCGACAGCUGUCUUUGCACUCAUCAUGGUUGACGCCUUCUGUUCCACCUGGAAACUUGUAGACAGCCAGAACUUCGAUGAGUACAUGAAAGCUCUUGGUGUUGGUUUUGCAACCAGGCAAGUGGGCAAUGUAACCAAACCUACUAUCAUCAUCAGCAAGGAGGGAGACAAACUUGUUAUAAAAACGCAAAGUACUUUCAAAAAUACAGAAAUAUCAUUUAAACUUGGAGAGGAGUUUGAUGAAACUACAGCAGACGAUAGGAACUGCAAAUCUACUGUGAGCCUGGACGGAGACAAGAUAGUGCAUGUGCAGAAAUGGGACGGCAAAGAGACCAAGUUCGUCCGGGAGAUCAAGGACGGCAAGAUGAUCAUGACUCUUAAUUUUGGUGAUGUCCAGGCUGUGCGCACGUACGAAAAGGCCUAAGUUCUGCAUGGAGUGCUUCCUCUUCAUGGACCCAUCUCAGUCCUGUUUACUGGACUACAGUCAAUAAAGCAUUUUUGUUUACGGUUUGCAUAGAUUUGCACUUCACCUGCCCAAAUGUUUUAUAAUAUGACUUGGGAAAUGUUUUUAUAAGCAACUUUUAUAUAAAAAUCUGUUAAGCACUUGUUUUGUUUCCAAUGACCUUAAAUGGUUUUAUACUAAAUCAACAUUUGUGAACUUGUGCAAAACAGAUUGAAAUAAAUUACAGCUCCUGA
This is a messenger RNA of Lepisosteus oculatus (spotted gar), 769 nucleotides long. It is a transcript of the gene fabp7b, whose product is annotated as fatty acid binding protein 7, brain, b. The record is from RefSeq and is a predicted model, not a curated record. Gene Ontology annotation, cellular component: cytosol; nucleus. Gene Ontology annotation, molecular function: fatty acid binding. Lineage: Eukaryota; Metazoa; Chordata; Actinopteri; Semionotiformes; Lepisosteidae. Gene Ontology annotation, biological process: fatty acid transport.